Molecule: messenger RNA, 1034 nt
Organism: Vanrija pseudolonga
Lineage: Eukaryota; Fungi; Basidiomycota; Tremellomycetes; Trichosporonales; Trichosporonaceae
Gene: HQD2
Product: Catechol 1,2-dioxygenase
Exons: 3
Coding region: 73-978 (301 amino acids)
Biological process (GO): catechol-containing compound metabolic process
Molecular function (GO): ferric iron binding; catechol 1,2-dioxygenase activity
Source: RefSeq, a predicted model, not a curated record
ACCAGGUGCUUAUAAGUUGUCAGAAACGGCCGUCGUGCCGCUGCAUACCGCACCACGCACCCACCCAUCAUCAUGUCCAACAUCGACUUUAGCGCCUACACCGACUCUGUCGUUAAUGCCAUCGGGCCAAAGGCGUCGCCGCGCGUCAAGGAGGCAUUCCCGAUCCUCAUCCGCAAGAUCCACGAGUUCCUCAUCGAGGCCGACGUGACGACCGAGGAGUGGAUGGAGGCAUGCAACCUCAUGGUCGAGGCGGGCGCCGUGUCCUCCGAGAAGCGUAACGAGGUUGUGCUCGUCACCGACGUGCUGGGCAUCGAGUCGCUGGUGAACACGCUCGACCAGACACGCGUGCAGCGCAAGGCCGCGAACGGGGUUGCCUCCAGCAGCGCGAACCCGACUGACUCGGCCAUCCUCGGGCCGUUCUACCGCGCCGGCGUGCCCCUCCAGCCGAACGGCACGUGCAUCAUCCGGCAGGACGAGCCGGGCGCGCCGUACACCCACUUGUAUGGGCGCAUCUUCGGCGCGGACGGCAAGCCGCUCGCCGACGCGCUCGUCGACAUCUGGCACGACGCCCCGGACGGGUUCUACGACGCCCAGAGCCCCGAGAAGCCAGAGUACCAUUGCCGCGGCCGCUUCAAGACGGACGCCGAGGGCCGCUACGACACGGUCUGUCUCCGCCCCACGGCGUACCCCAUCCCCUUUGACCACUCGGCAGGCAAGCUGCUCCAGAUGAUGGACCGCCACCCGUACCGCCCGGCGCACAUCCACUUCUGGGUCGAGGCAGAGGGACACAAGACGCUCGUGACCCAGAUCUUCGACUCGGACUCGGACUACCUCACCGACGACGCCGUGUUCGCCGUCCGCGACAAGCUCAUCGUCCACUUCCAGCCCAUUAGCAAGAGCUACACCCCGCCAAAGGACUGCGAGGGCAAGAUGAAGUUUGAGCUCGAGCAGGACUUCCACCUCCAGAAGGCCGAGUAGGGCGCGUGGUGUACGUUUGGGUAUUGCAAGGCUUUGUAUUCUGGAUGUAUUGGGUC